AUGGACGGCUUCCGGAAUCCGCGCGGAGGCGGGCGCUCGCAACUUCACAAGGCACCAACUCCACAAUCAUUGCAUCCAUCGGUCCCUCGUUGUUCUCUAGGUUCGUCGUUACUACCAACCAUUGCCGCGCGAUCCUUGCUGGACUAUCAAUCCUCUUGCAAGUCACCCUCGGCUCCCCAGCACCUAUUCCCGCAGGUCAAGAAGAACCAGCACCAAGAAGAAUCAGGUGUGGUGUUCCUGGCGAAGGAGCCCCAUCGCCACCUGGCGGCGGAACUCCCACUGAACGCCCAUGCAAUUGUUGCCGUAACGGAUAUUGCUGUGAUGGGCGCUGAGAAGAUCUCAUAA
Puccinia triticina is the source of this 345-nucleotide messenger RNA. RefSeq lists its product as uncharacterized. The transcript is spliced from 3 exons. Lineage: Eukaryota; Fungi; Basidiomycota; Pucciniomycetes; Pucciniales; Pucciniaceae. Bases 1 to 345 code for a protein of 114 amino acids. The record is from RefSeq and is a predicted model, not a curated record.